This is a messenger RNA of Panonychus citri (citrus red mite), 1838 nucleotides long. Its product is annotated as elongation of very long chain fatty acids protein 6-like. The coding region runs from base 620 to 1543 and encodes 307 amino acids. The record is from RefSeq and is a predicted model, not a curated record. Gene Ontology annotation, cellular component: endoplasmic reticulum membrane. The transcript is spliced from 4 exons. Gene Ontology annotation, molecular function: fatty acid elongase activity. NCBI's taxonomy places the organism in Eukaryota, Metazoa, Arthropoda, Arachnida, Trombidiformes, Tetranychidae. Gene Ontology annotation, biological process: fatty acid elongation, saturated fatty acid; very long-chain fatty acid biosynthetic process; sphingolipid biosynthetic process.
UAUCUAUUUCUAAUUACAAUCUAAUUAGUUAAUUCAAGUUUAUUUGAUUUCUUCUGAUAUGAUUAACCGGUAUUCCCACCGAUUGCUGGUUUAACCACAAGUGGAAAGGUUCGCGACUCAACAAGCAAUUUAAUGGACAAUUAAUUAAUUUCCAUGAUAAACGAUUAAGAGAUUAAUCAUAAUUAACGCAAACUCUUUGUUAAAUGAUUACAAUUAGAAAAGAAAUCAAGUCAUGCUCUUUAUGGAUAAAAGAAUCAGUUGCUUGAGUCUCUUCGUGCCGGUAACAUUAUCAAUUGUGUUUUUUUUCUCGAUUGUCAAACUUUCUAAUUAUGUUCAUUCAAUAAAUUUAAUUCUCUUGAUUAUCUUCACCAGAGAAUCCAGGAAUAAUCAGUGUCUUGGCUUAGUGUCUAAAGAAUAUAAACCAUUCCACCCACAAUUACAGUUCUCUUUCUCUCUAUUCUCCUAAUUUUGUUCUAAUUAAUUAUCUUAAUCAAAAUCUACCUUUUUGGAAAAAUCAGUUAAAAUCUUCUCUCUUUUUUCAUUGAUAGAAAAGUUUUUUUGCUAUUGGAAAACAUUCACAAAUUGCAACGAUUUUGGAUCAAUCGAGAAGAUCAUCAGAAUGGACCCAACAACGACAGUAACCACUAUUCCAGGUGAUGGACCAUCAAUUCAAGAAUCGAGUCACAUUUCACCGAAUUAUAGUUUUAUAUUCAAGUUCGAACAAUCUUUCGAGUAUCGAGAGAAACGAGAGUGGAUGCAAACGCAUUGGCACGAAGCCUUUUACUGGGUCGCUGUUUACAUGUUGAUUGUCUUCGGUGGUCAAGCUUAUAUGUCAAACCGUCCACCGUUCAAAUUAAGAAGGACCUUAACCCUUUGGAAUUUAUCAUUGGCCUUAUUCUCAAUUGCUGGAACAUUAAGAACUGUACCUGAGAUGUUACAUGUAUUGAACAACUUUGGAUUCUAUCACACUGUUUGCAAUCCAAGUUAUGUUGAAGUUACUCGAGUCUCUGGAUUCUGGACAUGGAUGUUUGCCUUAUCCAAGGUUCCAGAAUUAGGUGAUACGAUUUUCAUUGUUCUGAGGAAGCAAAAUCUCAUCUUUCUUCAUUGGUACCAUCACAUUACGGUUCUCAUCUUCACUUGGUACACUUACGGUCAACACAUUUCACCGGCGAGGUGGUACAUUUGCAUGAACUAUUUGGUCCACUCGAUGAUGUACACUUAUUACGCUGCUCGUGCUCUCGGUUUCAAAGUGCCCAGAAAAUUAGCCAUGGUCAUCACUAGUUCACAAAUUAUUCAAAUGGUCAUCGGCUGUUUCGUCACCUACUAUGGCUACUCCAAAGCCACACAAGGUGUUGCCUGUAAAUUACCCGUUUCAACAGCUAAAUUAGGUUUAAUUAUGUAUGGUAGUUAUUUUGUUUUAUUUGCUCACUUUUUUGUUAAUACUUAUGGAAUCAAAAGUAACCAAAAGGAACCAAGCUCAUCAACAACGUGCAUUAAAACAGUUAAUCAACAAUCAGUGAAAGAGAAAGCAAAAAGUCAAUAAUCAACAGCAAACAAUUGACGCAAUCAACAAACCACCGAACCUUUCAAACCAAUUUCUAAUUUUAUGUCACAUGUAUUGAAUACAAUUAACUGUCAAUUUAAGGGGCAGCAUUUUACCCUACAUGUAUGAUUAACUACUUAAUCACAAUCCUUUAUAUUUUAAUUUAGUUUUCUGUUGACCAUUGACAAAAAAUUAUUAUUACUUUUGAUUAUCACAAAUCAAAAAUCAUCAUUAUUUAUCAUCUAAUAGUUUCUUAAUCAACAAGUUUGAAUAAACGAGCGUAAAUUAAUUAAUA